Messenger RNA from Benincasa hispida (wax gourd), 1182 nucleotides. RefSeq names its product polygalacturonase-like. Gene Ontology annotation, biological process: carbohydrate metabolic process. Gene Ontology annotation, molecular function: polygalacturonase activity. NCBI's taxonomy places the organism in Eukaryota, Viridiplantae, Streptophyta, Magnoliopsida, Cucurbitales, Cucurbitaceae. The record is from RefSeq and is a predicted model, not a curated record.
AUGCCUGUUCUUGGAACCUUACAGCUUCUUCUUUCCCUUCUCCUUCUGUUUUUCACCCAUGACUUGGCUACUGGAUUAACAUUCGAUAUCGUUAGCCUUGGAGCCAAGCCGAACGGCAAGACCGACUCCUCGCCUGCAUUUCAAACGGCAUGGACCAAUGCUUGCAGCUCAUCGGUACCGGCCACCAUUUACGUGCCAAACGGCGUGUUCUACGUUCAAAGUGGAAACUUUAAUGGGCCUUGUAAGAACAAUGCUAUUACUAUUCUCAUCGAUGGCACUCUUAUGGCUUCCUCAGACAUUCAAGUUUUAGCUCAAACUGAAUCUUGGAUAUCAUUUAAAGACAUAAAUGGGCUUUCUAUUUCUGGCGGUGUUCUUGAUGGGCAAGGAAUUGGGUUAUGGAACUGUAAGCAUUCAGGGCAGAGUUGCCCUGAUGGAGCAACGAAUCUUCUAAUCUCCAAUGCACAAAACGUAAAGGUCAGUGGACUAUCUUCGGUUAAUAGUCAAAUGUUCAAUAUCGUGGUGCAUGGUUGCCAAAAUGUGCUAGUGCAAGGAAUGAAUGUCUCGGAUGCCGGCGAUAGUCCGAACACAGAUGGCAUCCAUGUCGAACAAUCACUGAACGUGACCAUCUUGAACUCGAGCAUCGGCACUGGUGACGACUGCAUCUCAAUCGGUCCUGGGACUACCAACUUGUGGAUGGAAAAUAUUACAUGUGGACCUGGACAUGGAGUCAGCAUUGGGAGCUUGGGGAAGGAGGCGGAAGAGGCUGGAGUGGAAAACGUGACGGUGUCAACAGCAACUUUCAGAGGCACUGAAAAUGGAGUCAGAAUUAAGUCUUGGGGAAGGCCAAGCGACGGAUUUGCUACCAAUGUUCUUUUUCAACACAUUGUUUUUUAUGAUGUCAAAAACCCUCUCAUCAUUGAUCAAAAUUACUGCCCAAAUCACGAAUCCUGCCCCGGUCAGGCUUCUGGAGUUAAAAUUAGCGACGUUACAUACCAAGACAUGAAUGGAACAUCGGCCACUGAAGUAGCCAUCAACUUUAACUGUAGCCCAUCAAAUCCUUGCACUGGAUUAGCGUUGGAUGACAUAAAGCUGACUUACAAUAAUGGAAUUCCCCAAGCUUCAUGUGAAAAUGCUCAAGGAACUGCCUCUGGCCCUGUUCAACCUUCUAGUUGCUUAGCAUAG